Molecule: messenger RNA, 2533 nt
Organism: Daldinia caldariorum
Lineage: Eukaryota; Fungi; Ascomycota; Sordariomycetes; Xylariales; Hypoxylaceae
Exons: 2
Coding region: 517-1896 (459 amino acids)
Biological process (GO): ubiquitin-dependent protein catabolic process
Cellular component (GO): cytosol
Molecular function (GO): polyubiquitin modification-dependent protein binding
Source: RefSeq, a predicted model, not a curated record
ACAUUAUAUUAUAAUUCAAAGAAUAAUUCAAAGAAAAUCGAGAAAAAUAAAAAUAAAUCAUAUUCAAGUAAAGCAUUAUUUUACAAAUUAUAUCAUAUAUAUAUCUAGUUAUUUCAAGUUUGAUAUCUUUGGUAUAAACAUUAAUGUUGAAAAGCCAAGACCUGCACAUUUAAUUUUCGAGCCUGACGGCCACGCCGACUUGCCCCACGUCAACUUGGAUAAAAAGAGAGGUAACCACCUGGGCAGGAGGUAGCGUACUUUUAGUAGGUAUUGUACCUAGGUACUUUUUUAGAAUAGUACUUAGAAGUUAGGACGGGCUCUUUUGCAACAAUCGUCAACCAUCACCAACCAACAUCUUAUCACCAAUCACACAACGUCGCCCGAUCCUGACCAUUGCCGUCUAUUACCUGGGUACCUAGGUAGCAUUCCAACUACGAUAGAAUAACUAUAAUUGUUAUUUCCGAUCAUCCCGUACAGAUAUCCUUUCAACACUUCAAUUGACGAUUGAUCCCGAAAAUGGCCGAACCAACUGAGGGUAGCUCUGACCCUCAAAUCACCUUUAAGGUGAAGACGUCGGGCGACAAGCAGCAUACCAUCACAAUGUCCGAGACCGCUACGGUGUCCGAUUUGAAAAACAAGCUCGCCGGUGCCGAAUUUGAGGAUAUCCCUAUCGACCGACAGCGUCUGAUCUACUCUGGUCGCGUUAUGAAGAACGAGGAGCCCUUGAGCACAUAUAAGAUCAAAAACGGCAAUACCGUUCAUCUAGUCAAGAGUGCUGCGAGCAACCCGACCCCCGCCCCAGCCUCGUCAUCGACAACCUCUUCUACACCUACGGCGCCCCAAAUUCCUACCAAUAUGGCCGCGGGUACGGCAAACAACCCUUUGGCAGGUCUAACAGGCGCAAGAUACGCCGGCCUCACUAAUCUACCAUCCGCAGAUAUGUUUGGCCCCGACGGUGGGAUGGUUGGUUCCAUGAUGGACGAGGAACAGCUAGCCAAUAUGCUCAGUAAUCCGAACGUCGCCCAGCAGAUGAAUGAAAUGAUGAAUAAUGACGCUUUCAUCGAUAUGAUGAUCCAGUCGAACCCGAUGUUACGAAAUAACCCUAACGCCCGCGAAAUUGUGCGAUCGCCGCUCUUCCGCCAUAUGAUGACCAGCCCUGAAGCCUUACGAGGAGCUGCACGGUUACAACGAGCGAUGGGAGGCCGCCAAGCUGCCCAGAAUGCCUUCCCUAUGCCUGGCGUCACUGACACCACCCCCGGAAAUACACCUUCUAGCAGUGAGUCGGAUAAUAACAACACUAAUGCUACUAGUAACCAGAACCCCGGGGGCCAGUACAAUCCGUUCGACCCAGCUACCUGGAGCAACAUACAGGCUCCAGGGGCUGGUGGUGCCGCUGCUAAUCCUUUCGGUGCUUUCUUCAAUCCCUUUGCAGCGGCUCAACCGAGUCAAGGGGCGACCAGCCCAGGAGCAACUCCAGCAACGGGUGGCUCCCAAACCGAAGGCGCUAAUACUACCACCAACCGGUCCCAAGGGGCCGGCACCGAAAGCACAUCAAGUCCUCCUCCCAAUCCAUUUGCUAGUCUCUUUGGUGGAGGCGCAGGUUUUCCAGGCGCUGGUGCUGGUGCCGGGGCGGGCGCAGGUGCGGGCGCAAACCCUUUCGGAAACCUCCCUCCUAUGACGCCCGAGCUUUUGCAGCAAAUGGUCCAAGUUCUAGGUAUGGGGUCACCGUCAGGGUCACCUGCCCCGCCAGAUAACAGACCCCCCGAAGAACGAUACGCGGAACAGUUGAGACAACUAAACGAUAUGGGCUUCUACGAUUUCGACAGAAACGUAGCCGCCCUGCGACGGAGUGGUGGAAGCGUACAAGGUGCCAUCGAGCAUCUGUUGAACUCGUAACAGAUGACAAACUAUUAGCGUUUCGCUACUCUAUUGUGCCUUUUAUCAAGACGCUAUCAUGCGGUGGGUGUAGGCGAUGGAAUGCUCUUGUGGGAGAGGGGUGGCAGUUGGAUUGAAAUCCAUGACUUGAUGAAAUAUCCUUCCUGAGCAGGGUCCGGUCAGACGUCUUGCUCGGGCAUGAGUGUCUGCAACUGGAAGGGGGUGAUGUUUACCUUUGUAACACGUCUUAUAAUAGUGAGAAAAGAAGUGACACUAUUGAACCAGAGGCUUUUGUUAUGUCAAUUCGGUGCUAUAUAUGUCUAUAUGUGUCACGUCUAUAGAAUCUAGAUUGGGGGUGUGAUAAAAUGCAUGUUAUCGCCGGGGGGGCUAGUUAUAAUGGUGAAUAAUGUAGAUGAAGAUACGAACAAUAACGACAGCGUUACGAAGUUCUUGGCUUACGUUAAUUAUAAGAUUUUGGUUCUUUCGUUUUUAAUAUAAUACAUAGUACUUGUACAAUAACUUGAUGCAGGCCUAGUUUUAGAAAAUACACUAGGAGUCCAUAGUAGACGAGAAUAUAUAUCGUCUGGUGAAAUAACUGGGCAACCUACGACUAUACAAUACGCACCAAAGCACCUUAGUAAGAGAUUUUAGAAGUUAC